AUGACAGCGCUUGCAGGAGGUUUACCGAGAAUGAUGAGACCAAGUCCUCACCAGAAUUACCCGCGGGGCGGAUACUCUCUGGAAGUCUCCACUCCGUUAGGACAGGGUCGGGUCAACCAGCUCGGUGGUGUCUUCAUAAACGGCAGACCUCUACCCAACCACAUUCGCCAUAAAAUCGUGGAGAUGGCCCAUCACGGUAUCCGGCCGUGUGUCAUCUCCCGCCAGCUGCGGGUGUCCCACGGCUGCGUCUCCAAAAUCCUCUGCCGGUACCAGGAGACGGGCUCCAUCAGGCCCGGGGCCAUCGGAGGCAGCAAGCCAAAGCAAACCGCGACUCCAGAGGUGGACAAGAAAAUCGAGGAGUACAAGACAGAAAACCCGGGCAUGUUCAGCUGGGAAAUCAGGGACAAAUUACUGAAGGACGGGAUCUGCGACAGGAACAACGUUCCCUCAGUGAGCGCCAUCAGCCGCAUCAUGCGCUCCAAGUUCGGCGGAGUUGGCGAGGACGAAGAGGAAGACGACGAAGUGGUGAAGAGAGAGCUGGAGGAGAACGAGCCACGGACGAAACACAGCAUCGAUGGCAUCCUGGGGGACAGAUCCAGUCACUCGGAUGAGGGGUCCGACGUGGACUCAGAGCCAGGCCUGCCUCUGAAGAGGAAGCAGCGCCGUAGUCGGACCACCUUCACCGCGGAGCAGCUGGAGGAGCUGGAGAGGGCCUUUGAACGCACGCACUACCCUGACAUCUACACGCGGGAGGAGCUGGCUCAGCGGGCCAAGCUGACAGAGGCUCGAGUUCAGGUGUGGUUCAGCAACAGAAGAGCCCGCUGGAGGAAGCAAGCUGGAGCCAAUCAACUGAUGGCUUUCAACCACCUCAUCCCCGGUGGUUUCCCUCCGUCAGCCAUGUCAGGCCUGCAGCCCUAUCAGCUGUCUGACAGCCCCUACCCUCCUACUUCCAUAGCUCAAGCAGCAUCCGAGCAGCCCAGUACUGUCCACCGACCGCAGCCACUGCCCCCCACCUCCAUGCACCAGAGUGGGCUCAGCUCGUCAGCAGGUUCCCAGGAUGGAAGCUCUGCGUAUUGCCUAUCUUCCGGACGUCACGGUUUCUCAGGAUAUUCGGACAGCUUUGUGGCCCCAACAGCGCACACCAACACUGUCAACCCCACCAUCAGCAACAGCCUCUCACCACAGGUGAUGGGCCUGUUGAACCCAGGUGGAGUGCCACAUCAGUCCCAGAGUGACUUUGGCCUCUCCCCGCUGACCGGAGGCCUGGAGCCUAACGGAGGCAUAGCUGCGAGCUGUCAUGGUUCUCAGCGCCUGGAGGCUCUACCAGGCCUGACCAGUAUGCCCACCCUACCUAGCACCCAGUCUUACUGCCCACCUUCCUACACCUCCCCGGCCUACGCCGUGGAUCACCAUCCAUCCUACCAGUAUGGACAGUACAGUCAGAGCAAGGUGCCUUUCAUUAUAUGA
Xiphias gladius (swordfish) is the source of this 1467-nucleotide messenger RNA. It is a transcript of the gene pax3a, whose product is annotated as paired box 3a. The record is from RefSeq and is a predicted model, not a curated record. The transcript has 9 exons. Bases 1 to 1467 code for a protein of 488 amino acids. Gene Ontology annotation, biological process: regulation of transcription by RNA polymerase II; anatomical structure development. Gene Ontology annotation, molecular function: RNA polymerase II cis-regulatory region sequence-specific DNA binding; DNA-binding transcription factor activity, RNA polymerase II-specific. NCBI's taxonomy places the organism in Eukaryota, Metazoa, Chordata, Actinopteri, Istiophoriformes, Xiphiidae.